UCUUAUUCAAAUUAUUGCCCAUCAACCCUAUAUUUCCUUCAACUUUAUUGUAUUAAGCAAAUACAUUUUCCUUAUAUUUUUAUCAUCUUUCCGCCCUUCCUAACACUAUAUAUACUUGUUCUAUUUACAUUAUUCCCAGUGCUCUUCGGAGCCACCAUAAUUAGGUCAUUUUUAAUAAAUAUAAAAUAUGUCUACCACAGACAUAAUACGGACAGUCCGCAACUUUACAUUGCGAAUUUUCUCUUAAUCUCUCCCGGGCUUCAGUACUCGAUCAAAAAAUUAUCGGCAUUUAAAGUCUCUAUUAAAGUCUUUUUUAUAUCCAUUAAAUUUAAGACUCGCACAAAUUGCUAUUUUCCAUUUUCCUAAAGUCCGCAAAUUUAAUCCGCAAAUCAUACGAUAAUAUUAUCAAGUCAUAUUUGUGGAUAGAACUAAUUUUUAAGAUUUAAUAUUUCGAUUUUUUAGUUUUUUAUUGAAAGCUGAUAUUUAUGUUUCGUGUGACACGUUUGGGAUUAGCAAAGACUUGUGGGCAAGGACGUCUUCUUGUAUCUUCUCUUUCAAAUGAUAAGAAUGCUGGUUUUGGUUUGAAGGUAUUUGAGAAACAGAACUCUAAACAAUUUAUUGGAUCUAAUUUUCCUAGUCGCCAUUUCUCUAGCUACAGAUACUUCUCUGCGGCCACUGAAGAUGAAAAGGGAAAGUUUUCAAGUUUUGCACAAAAAGCCAUGGACAAGAUAAAGAAAAUUAAAAAAGAAGUUUCAGACGAUCCUUUUGAAUUUUUUAUGCCUUUUCUUAUUGUCUCUGUACUUAUAUUUUCUCUUAAACGUAAAAAUGGUUAAUUUUAAGAUUUUUAACCAAGAUACUAAUUUUUUAAAAUAAACCUUAAAUACUUAUUAAUUAGAAUUUUUACACGUAAAUAUACUUUAAUUUGAGAAUUAAUCUUUUAAAAAUAUCGUUACUUGUGUUUUUUUCCAUCGUGUUUUUGCGGACAAUUGUACUUCUUAAUCUCAAAGAAUACAUGCCCCCCUUAAUGGGAUCACCCCAGAGUAUCG
Molecule: messenger RNA, 1046 nt
Organism: Meloidogyne enterolobii
Lineage: Eukaryota; Metazoa; Nematoda; Chromadorea; Rhabditida; Meloidogynidae
Source: the annotation of a GenBank genome assembly